AUGAAUCGUGAUGCGAAACGAGAUGUACAUGUCCAAAAGUGUAUUCUUACUUUAGCGCGUCAAUUAUGGCCUGACGUUAUCGAGUGCAUAGAAUGGCGAAUGAGGCACUUCGAACAGUUGGCAGAGGAUUCUCCCAGGGAGGAAUUGACAUUUGAAAACUCAGAAAUGUACAUUUCUAGAGAGGAUUAUUCUGAAGAAACGAUGACUGAAAGUGGGGUCGACUGCAACGAAAUUCUGAAUGAAGGAUCUGAACGAGAGUUAGAAGUACCAGGCGAAGAAAUUAAAGAAGUCUGUGUGAAGUAUAUCUCACAGGAAGACUACAAUGAAAUUUUCACUGAGGAAGAGGAAGAAGGAGCAUCAAAUGAAGUACCUGAGAAUGGUGUAAUAUAUCACGAGACACAGGAGCGGAUAGGGAAAAAGAAUAAUUAUGAAUUAGAAGGCGAAGGUCUUGAAGUUAUUGAGAAUAAUGUCCAUGAAGACGAAAUUCACAAAGGAAAGGAAAAGUCGGAGUACAUCGAAGUUGAAGCCAGGGAAGCGAUAUCCGAUGUGAAUGAAAAGUUGUUCAAUCAGAAAAAAUGCGAAAAGAUUCGAGAAGUAUGUCUUAAAGAGGUACUUGCUUGUGACAGAGAAUGUGAUGAAGUGAACCCAGAAGAAUCAUGCUUAGAAGAGCCUGAAAAAGAAUGUGCUGAAUACGAGGACUAUACUGCAACUUCUAAUGUGGAAAUCGAAGUCACUGCCUAUUUAGAAGGAGUAGAUGGAGAAUAUUUUCAAAUUGAGGGACAAGAUGAACCAGUGGAAGAAUCGGGAAAGUUAGAAGAACUCGCUGACUCCUCUAACGAACUGGGUGAAGAGUAUACGAAUAAUGUUGACGAAAACGUAGAAGGUCUGGUUAAAGAAAAAUAUGAUUACAAAAUUGUGAAAACUGAAGAAGAAUACGAAAGGCAGGAUGAAGAUGAUAAAUUUUUAGAGACGUCUGCAAAUGAAGAAGUUUUUGAAGGAGCCAAAGUUCAUGAUGAGUGUGAUAAAGAAAAUCAGAAUCCUGAAGGCAAACUAUUUGAAGAAGACUAUGUUGCAAAUGAAGAGAAUAAAGAUCGUAAUCAUCUUCAAGAGGUAGAGGAAAUCCACGACCAAGCUCCAGAGCAGUACGCUCAAAAUAACGAUUCGAAACUGGAAUAUGCUAGUAUUAACAUGCAUGCAUUUACCGAAAAAGAUGAAAUUUUUCCCAGUGAGGCUCAGUCCCAUUACAAGGAAGAACAGCCAAAGUGUCAACUUAAAGACGAAAGCAGAAGUCAACUUAAUGCGGAAGUUUGCCUUCAAAUACCAGCAUCUGAUAUUGAGUGUCUCUUAAUGCUAGCAAGGGAGGUCUGUCCCGAAAUUCAGCUCCAACUUGGCUGUAGGAAAAUUCUAAAAUGA
This is a messenger RNA of Rodentolepis nana, 1413 nucleotides long. The record is from the annotation of a GenBank genome assembly. NCBI's taxonomy places the organism in Eukaryota, Metazoa, Platyhelminthes, Cestoda, Cyclophyllidea, Hymenolepididae.